Molecule: messenger RNA, 853 nt
Organism: Fundulus heteroclitus (mummichog)
Lineage: Eukaryota; Metazoa; Chordata; Actinopteri; Cyprinodontiformes; Fundulidae
Exons: 6
Coding region: 154-807 (217 amino acids)
Source: RefSeq, a predicted model, not a curated record
UGUGUGUUUUGGCCAGAAGGGACACUACUGAAAUUAAAUUUCUGAUGCACUGACAGGUCGAGCGUGAAGAAAAGCUGAGUUAGAAGACGACCAAACAAAGGAGACACCAUAAAGGCAGCCACCGGAGACAAAAAUCAGAGAUUCAUCAGGAAGAUGAAGUGUGUUGCUGCUGUUGUGCUGCUGAGUCUUCUCUCUCUGGGACUCUCUGCUCCUCAGAGCGGCUGUGAUGCUCUGCUCAAACCAAUAACUGUCAGCACUGAAGAAAUGUUGGGUCGGUUGUACUUCAUUGGCGGCAGCUCUGACAUCCCAGGAAGUCGCUCCCUGGCUCACCUGAUGACCAGCGCCUGGUUGGACAUGACUGUCACCUCCAAGAGCAACGUUCUCAACAUCGUCCAGACUCAGCGGAUAUUAGGCGAAUGUUCAAGCUUAGCAUACGACGUGAUCUUUGAAAACAGCACAAUGUUAAUCGAGCAACCUUUCUACCUCAAAGAAGUCUACCUGUCAACAGAGUGUGCAGACUGCCUGGUUGCGAAAGAGGACGUCAUCGCUGGAAACGAUAAUUUUACCAGUCUCCUUAUGUUUAGUAAAAGCAGGAGCGUAUCACCUGCUGCAGUGGAGCUGUUAAAGAAACAAGCAGAAUGCCUUCUGAUGCCGACGCCUAUAAUGUCAAACUCAAACAGUGAAAUCUGCCCUGACAACAUCACGCCCUCCGAGGGGCUCAGUGCCCUCAACUCUGUACUGCAGGCCAAGAUGGGACAUCGGGUGGCAAGACUUUUGGACGCAGUUUUUGACAUGUUCAUAAACUGAAAGAGUGGUUCAAAAAGCCAUUUUAUCGGUCAGUGGUGUGGAAAAA